AUGGAAGACAUCAACCUCCCAAUCGCAUUAAGACGUGCGCGUCGCUGCAGCAUAAAAGCAGAGCCCAUGCCGGACCUACCAUCAUCUCCUGCAAUGCCUACCAAGACGCCCAAAAGAGGCACAAAAAGAAGAGUCCGCUUCUCAGACCCUUUCCCUGCUUCUUCAGGCCUGACCCCAAUGGUCGGGCGCAUUUCCGUCGCAACACCUAAGCGCCGUCGCCAUUCAUCUGCGCCUAUAGAAACAACGCCAAACACAAUCCGCUCCAGCCCUGCACUUCCCCAGAGCGGCGAGGUCGCUCUUCUGCCCCUUCGACAGGUCCUCGAUGGCCGUGUCAAGCGGCGCAUUCGGCGCAAUGGACUCAGUGAGGAGAUGAACACCAUCCAGCAGGAGAAGCGACGACGGUCUGUUGAGGCCAAGGCUGAGAUUGAGAAGCUUAGAUGUGAACUGAAGGCGCGUGAUCGCGAGAUCUAUGAGCUGCAGAAUGCCACUGUCGUUAUGGACACCGAUCGCAUCUGGGAUCUUGAGAAGCAGAUCCAGGAUCUUCAGGAUGAGCUAAGCAAGAGAUCUGGGCGCGGCAUGGAUCAGAGCAGAGGGUAUAACUGGACCCUAGCUGCGCGGGACAAGAUCUCGGCUGAGUUUAUGGACAUGACACCAGACGAGGAUGAGUUUGGAGAGGAGACGAUGGCGCAUUUUGUCACAAGCACUCCAUCUAGAGCGAGGACAUCUUUCAUGACACCCCCUGCGACGAGUCCAACUAUCCCCGGGACACCACACUAUGAUCUUCCUGUCAUGAUGACGGAUGAUGUUGGCGUCCAAGCUUGUUUCCCUGAUCCCAAUCAACAGCGAUUGGAAGAAGAGGUUUCGUCUCUGCAAUUCGAGGUCACCAAAUUGACCGAUACCCUUGAGUCGUACAGGGCUCUCAGCGGCCGUCUAACCGAUAAGCUCUCCGACUUUACACCUACUACCGAGACCGCAUUCUCACAUGAAGGUCUCGAGUCACAAAUUAACGCCAUGCUCCAGACAAUGUCCGACAGAGCAUGCGCCCUCCAGCAACUCACUUCCUCCAUUACCAAACUCGGCUUCACAGGCACCGACGCCAGCGAAAUGGUCACCUCUCUGGCCUCCGGCUUCCGCGCCGCCCGUCUGGAGCUGGAGUAUCUCACCCCCGGCGAGAUCACCCUCCCGCUCUCAUCCCACGGCGCAGAAGUCCUCGAUCUCAUGCUAACGCGACUGCGCCACAUGGCCAAGCGAGCCAAGGAGGACGAGGAUGCCAUCGACGAGUAUCACGAGAUUGAGCAAUCUCUCCGCAAACAGCUCGAUGCUCGCGUCACUGUCAUGGACGGUCUCAAGGGAGAGAUGUGCAAGGCCGAGAAACUCAUGAGCGACAAGAUGGCGAGGAUACGUGAGCUCGAGGUAGCAAACCAGCGUCUCAAGGGCGCAGUGGACGGGUACCUGCGCGACAUCUCAGAGCUGGAGAACCUCGUCGAGCGAAUGGAGCGCGAUGCGCACGACGCAGAAGACGAGUACAGCGUGCAACUUGAAGUCAAGCGCAAGGUCCUCACGCGGAAAGAAGAUACCAUCGCCGAGCUGGAGACCAAGCUGGCGGGAGCUCUGCAGCGCUCCGCGGAUCUUCAGAAGCAGAUGCAAGACGUGCAGGAGUCCAAGCUGCACGACAUCGCAGAGCUGAACAAGCGCCACGGCGCCGCCCUCGCAGCAGGCGAUGCAAGCGUCGCCAAGUACCGCAGGGAGAUCGACAGAGUGAACGCAUCGCUGCGCUCCGCGCACUCAACGAUCUGCAGUCUGCGUGUCGAGAACGGCGGGUUGAAGAGCCAGAUGGAGGAGGAGCGCACGCAAGCCAAGGCGGUCAUCGAUUCGAUGAAGGAGGAGCUGCAGCGCGUGGUGCAGAUGAGCCAAGAGUUCCUAACGCCGAGGAGCAAAGCGUCGACAGCUGCAGAAGAGUCUGAGGCAUCAUCUUCCAAGCCGGUUGUUCGUCGCGGGUAUCUCUCUGCUGGGUCUGCACGACGGUCAAGUAAGAAGCGACCGAGUCGGGGUCGAGAUAGCGGAAUGGGAUUGUUGGAUGAAGAUGAAGAGGAGUUCUUCUAG
Molecule: messenger RNA, 2103 nt
Organism: Fusarium sp. VM40
Lineage: Eukaryota; Fungi; Ascomycota; Sordariomycetes; Hypocreales; Nectriaceae
Source: the annotation of a GenBank genome assembly